AUAAAAUCUGGAAUGAGUGGAGUAUAUUAAAAGUGGGGUUUAAAUACUAAAAUGAACUUUGAACCCAAAUGAUAGAAAUUCUGCCUUAUCAUUAUCGUUAUUUUUGAAGCACAAUCAUUUAAGUCAAGCUUGAGACGUCGAGCAGAAAGUUUGUUUUUUUAUCGAUUGCCAGCAAGCUUUUCAGUGAAUAUUUUUCAUUCAAACGUCAAGAAUGCCGGAAGAAUUACGUUACGACGGCCGAGUGGUUAUGAUAACUGGAGCAGGCGCAGGAUUGGGACGAGCUUAUGCAUUAUUGUUUGCAUCCAGAGGUGCUAGUGUAGUCGUAAAUGAUUUAGGUAGCAGCAGACAUGGAGAUGGAAGUAGCACCAUGAGUGCGGAUGCUGUAGUCCAAGAGAUUCGGCAAAAUGGAGGGAAAGCUGUCGCGAAUUACGAUUCUGUGGUGAAUGGUGCGAAAAUCAUUAAGACAGCAAUCGAGGCAUUUGGUCGUAUUGACGUAGUUAUUAAUAAUGCCGGUAUUCUGAGGGAUACAUCAUUCAUGAAGAUGACGGAUGCAGAAUGGGAUGCGAUACAUGAUGUUCAUCUUAAAGGUUCUAUGAAAACGACGCAAGCAGCGUGGCCGUAUUUUGUCAAGCAAAAAUAUGGCCGUGUAAUUUUUACAUCGAGCAACAGCGGUUUGUACGGGAACUUUGGACAAUCCAAUUACAGCUCGGCGAAAUUGGGUAUCGUAGGAUUAGCCAAUACUUUGGCUAUCGAAGGUGCAAAAAAGAAUAUUUACAGCAAUGUAAUAGUGCCCACAGCUGGCUCGCGUUUAACGGAAGACAUUCUCCCACCAGAUAUUCAUGAGCAAUUGAAGCCUGAAUUGAUAGCACCCAUUGUUUUUUGGUUGUGUCACGAAAAUUGUAUAGAAAACGGUUCGAUAAUUGAAGCAGCAUUAGGUUGGGCUGGCAAAUGUCAUUUAGUCCGUGCUUCGGGUUGCGUUUUGCGGCAAAAUUUAUCGGCUAACGUUACACCAGAAAAUGUACAAGAAAAUUGGUCAAAAGUAAUCGACAUGACAUCGGCAAAACGACUUGAUUCAAUCCAGGAAGCAACAGGAGAAUUAUUAGGCAUUAUUGAGAACUUGAAAAAUGAAACUUCUUCUCCAAAUAAAGUAGAUCAUGUCUUGACGAAUAAUUACAACCACCGUGAUGUUAUAUUAUAUGCGCUUGGAGUCGGAGCUACAGUUCAGGAACCAAGCGAUGUUCGUUAUUUGUAUGAGAAUGCUGACGAGUUCGCUGUUUUGCCUAUUUUUUAUGUUGUGUAUGGACCUAUAGGAUGCAUGUCCACUUCUAUCCUGCAGGAUGCUCUGCCAAAUAUACAAAUUGAUCCAUCACGGAUACUUCAUGGUGAACAAUAUCUAGAAGUUUGUAAACAGUUGCCUACAGAAGCUACGGUAGAGACACACUUCAAGGUUCAGGAUGUCUUGGAUAAAGGAAAAGGUGUUGUUGUUUUAGUUCAACAUGAUACCUACAAUGUAGCAAAUGGAGAGAAGCUGUCAACUGGGCAGAUAUCGAUAUUCAUUGUCGGUGCAGGUGGUUUUCAAGGAAAACGAACAUCGACCUAUAUCAUUCCGACCGUUGAUCCUCCUGCUCGAAAACCGGAUAUAACAGUUACACAGAAGACUAAUAUUGAUCAGGCUGCUUUAUAUAGAUUGAGCGGAGAUCUCAAUCCUCUUCAUAUCGAUGCUAAUGUAGCCGCGAUGGCAGGUUUCGAGAGACCGAUAUUGCACGGAUUGUGUUCGCUAGGAUUCUCAACUCGUCAUGUUCUACAAGCUUAUGCUGCCGGGGAUCCAGCCUUAUUUAAAUCUAUUAAGGUAAGAUUUGCAAAGCCAGUUAUGCCAGGUCAGACUUUACGCACUGAUAUGUGGCGUAAUGGUAACAGGAUACAUUUCCAAACAUCUCUCAUGGAGACUGGCGUACCAGUUAUAACAGGUGCUUACAUUGACCUAUUGGACAUUAAAAUGCAAAUUCCCCGAGCAAAUGCAUGUUCUGGAAAGGAAAAUAUACAAAGUGACGCUAUAUUUGCAGCUAUUGGUGAACAGGUGAAAUUAAAUCCAGAUCAAGCUAAAAAAGUUAAUGCGAUCUUUCUGUAUAAUAUUACUAUUGAUGGGAAACCAAUAUCCGAAUGGACUCUUGAUUUAAAGAAUGGAGAAGUGCAUAAAGGAAAACCUAAAUCUGGAAAAGCAGACGCAACGCUUACUGUUGAAGAUAAAGAUAUGGUUAAAAUUGCACUAGGUAAAUUAAAUCCACAAGUAGCAUUUAUGCGCGGAAAAUUAAAAAUAACUGGAAACAUUCUGCUUACACAAAAAUUGAAGACUCUUAUGGAAACCAACAAAGCAAAGUUAUAAUCUUUUAUAUUAUCGUUGUAGUUUUAAACAAAAACAUGUGGCUGGAGGUAUUUUUCAUGGGGUAGGCAGAUAUAAUUAAUAGUAUAUAUUAUGUUUAUAUAUAUUGUUAUUGUUUGUUAUAAUGGAAAUUUUUAUAAAGAAUUUGUUGCAUUCUGGGAAAA
Messenger RNA from Cataglyphis hispanica, 2544 nucleotides. RefSeq names its product peroxisomal multifunctional enzyme type 2 (gene Mfe2). The transcript has 16 exons. The record is from RefSeq and is a predicted model, not a curated record. Gene Ontology annotation, molecular function: oxidoreductase activity. NCBI's taxonomy places the organism in Eukaryota, Metazoa, Arthropoda, Insecta, Hymenoptera, Formicidae. Gene Ontology annotation, cellular component: cytosol. Bases 212 to 2383 code for a protein of 723 amino acids.